This is a messenger RNA of Xyrauchen texanus (razorback sucker), 2433 nucleotides long. Its product is annotated as selenoprotein T2-like. Gene Ontology annotation, biological process: cell redox homeostasis. NCBI's taxonomy places the organism in Eukaryota, Metazoa, Chordata, Actinopteri, Cypriniformes, Catostomidae. The transcript is spliced from 6 exons. Gene Ontology annotation, molecular function: thioredoxin-disulfide reductase (NADPH) activity. The record is from RefSeq and is a predicted model, not a curated record. Gene Ontology annotation, cellular component: endoplasmic reticulum membrane.
CACUUGCUUAGUCCUGGUCGGCAGUUGGUGUGGCAGCUCGGCGGUAGCAGUAGAACCGUGGGCUCGGUUCUGUCGCCGUGCAGAGGGCCAGAGAUGGCGGAGUACAGUCAGACGGGUAUAUUAACGGCUCUGUUGCUGUUUACGGUGUUAACCGUGAAGGAUAUUUAUGUGGGCCGGAGCAGCAUGACUCAACAGGAGAGCAGCAGCGGGCCUGACAGCUUUCAGGAGCCCGGCAUGCACACACAGAGGCAGAACAAACACAACUUCUACACGGGUCCGCUUCUCAAGUUCCAGUUCUGCAUAUCCUGAGGGUACAGUAAGGUGUUCCAGGAGUACUCCCGGUCCAUAAGCCAGCUGUACCCGGACAUCAGAAUCGAGGGAGAUAAUUACCCUCCCAAACUUAUCAACAAAUACACUGCAAAUUUCAUUUCCUACUUUAAACUGCUUGCCAUCGCCUUGAUUGUGGCUGGACAAAAUCCGUUCCAAAUGUUCGGGAUGAACACUCCAAGAAUAUGGUCCUGGGGACAGGAGAAUAAGAUAUUUUCCUGUCUCAUGGCAUUCUUCCUUAGCAACAUGGUGGAGACCCAUUUGCUCUCUACUGGAGCAUUCGAGAUUUCAUUGAAUGAUGUGCCCAUUUGGUCCAAGUUGCAAUCAGGAUAUGUGCCCAACAUUCAGGAGCUUUUCCAGAUCUUGGAUAAUCACCUGAAGAUGAAUCAGGUUGACAAGAUGAACUUUCCCUCACCAUAGUGCUGUUGUUUUUGCCAAGAGACAAGUCUCUGGAGCCGUUUCUCUGGUCAGUGGGACUGUGGACUGUGGCAUAAUGAAGGCCUGCACUGCAAACAGCUUGCUGUUAGUGCAAGCUCGAUGCUCCGCCACCACACACACUUUCUCUGCCCAGCGACACACCUUUGGAUGGACUAGAUCUCUUCAGAGCAUCAAACUACAUGCAUUUAUCGUAGGAGGAUCUUGUGUGAGUUGGAGGCCCUAAAGCUAUUAUUAAAUGCAGAAGUUGGUGACACAUGCAAGUGGUUAUUGACCACAACUUUGUUCAAGGUUGUUUUCUUUUUGUAACUAGUGCUUUCAUCUUUAAUUGUAUGGGAUGUUCCAUAUUUCUCAAGGGCAACUGUGAUUUUAUUUUUUCUUUACGUAUAUGUCUUAAAAAUGAUGUUUAAACAUAAUUAUUUGUUUGCACUGGUGUAGAACUGUACUGUAUUAGGGUGUCUGACAUUUUUAAUUAGUGGGAAUAUCUGUACUGCUGAAAUAUGCAGUGUUGUUAGAGUGAGCUAGCCUUUUUUUUUUGUUUGUUUUUUAAGGAAUACUCUCAUUAAAAAGAUAUAUUCUGUUGUUACUUACUCAUGUUUUUCCAAACCCAACUUUCUUCUGUGAAAUACAAAAGGAGAAGGUUUGAACAAAUUCCAUGCUGCUGUUUCCUUAACAAUGACAAUGAAUUGUGAGCUCUGUCAUACUAUAUUUCAAGUUGUCUGAUGUCAUAUGAUAGCUUUUUGUAAGAAACUGACCAAUUUUGGUCUUUAUUCAAUUGGUUGAAACACUUAAUGGCAUCUGGCGUCAUUGACAUCAAACCUGGUGCAGUGCGUCUUAAUAUGUACAGUACUGUGCAAAAGUUUUAGGCACUUGUGAAAAAUGUUGCAUAGUGAGGAUGUUUUAAAAAAUAAUGCCAUAAAUUAUCACAAUGUCAUACAAAGUCCAGUAAACAUAAAAAAAGCUAAAUCAAUAUUUGGUGUGGCCACCUUUGCCUUUAAUACACCUCCUACUGUAUGUACACCUGGCAGAGUGCCCUGUUUUUCUAAUCUUUUCUGUUUGCAAAAGUAAUGUUUGGGAGUCUAAAAUGUAUAUUUCCUAUUGACACACUAAAGCUGAAGAUAUAAAUAACCAUCUUAAGACAAAUGUUUUAGUGAAACAUCUUAAUUGCUUAACAUUUGCACAGUGCUGUAGGGCAAGUUUCAGCCAAUUCCGACUUCCAAUUUGGUUUGUCACGACAUGAGAGGGAGUAAAUAACAGAAUUUUCAUUUUGGUGAAACUAUUCCUUUUAUUUGGUUGAAAUUGUAAAUUCACGUCCACUCGCAAUAGGUUUGUUGCUUUGAUUCAAAAGGACAGUAUGCUAAAGUGAUGUUGUUGGGAAUUUAACUGUUCAACUGUAUGUUAGCACUGCCAGAGAAAUCUGUCGAUUCAGCGUAACUAUUUAGAGCGAGUGUCUGGAUUGCUGCAGUCAUCUUAACGAUUGUGUGAUUGAGACUGUUGCCAAAAGAUGUGAAAGGUAAUUCCAGCUCCAUAAAGAUGUGAUGGUAAGAAAUGCAGACCUUAUAUUUUAGUGUUCUUCCCUGUGAGUUUGAAACAGAAAUUGUGCUUAUUUGGGAUUAGUUUGAGAGAUAAAAAUGUACCCUAUUUCACAGUGAUAUAAAAUAAAGAUGUAAA